This is a messenger RNA of Episyrphus balteatus (marmalade hoverfly), 1343 nucleotides long. Its product is annotated as sialin. The transcript has 7 exons. The record is from RefSeq and is a predicted model, not a curated record. Gene Ontology annotation, molecular function: transmembrane transporter activity. NCBI's taxonomy places the organism in Eukaryota, Metazoa, Arthropoda, Insecta, Diptera, Syrphidae. Bases 61 to 1224 code for a protein of 387 amino acids. Gene Ontology annotation, biological process: transmembrane transport; monoatomic anion transport.
GAGUUGUUAUGGUCAAAACACUGGGAAUGGUUGUUUCUGAGUAGCUAUUUUUAUGGAUAUAUGGUCGUACAACCGGUAGCCGGUCGUUUGGCUGAUAAGUUUGGUGGAAAGUUUUUUCUUAUGACUGGAUUUUUAGGACAAGCUGUAAUGUUUACGCUGAUACCAGUUAUGGCAAGGACCCAUUUCUGGUUAGCGGUUACAACAAGGAGUUUACAAGGAUUUUUUGCCGGUUUCGCUGUUCCAUCCAUUUAUCAACUCUAUACAGUGUGGGCUCAUCCCACUGAGAGAGCAGCCUUAAUGUCAUUUGCCUAUGGUGGAUAUGCAGCCGGUUCUUUAUUAGUUUUCCCUAUUACCAGUUUACUGUGUCAAACCGGAUGGAUGAUGGUGUUUUAUGUCAUAGGUGGAUUUUCACUUGUCUUAGGCAUAAUUUGCAAUGUUCUCAUCCAUAGCAGUCUCGAUAAGCAUCCAUGGAUUUCUGCUAAAGAAAUUGACUAUCUAAGAGGUGGUCGUGAUCAUAGUAAAAUGGUUCCAGCUAUUCCAUGGAAAAAAAUGUUUACAUCUUGUCCAAUUCUCGCUUUCAUUGUGACACACAUUUGUCAUAGUUAUGGACUUAUAGUUCUGAAUUUAUGUCUUCCACGUUAUCUAAGAGACACUAUGCAUUUCAGCUUGAAGGAGAAUGGAUACUAUUCAUCGGUUUUAUAUAUUGGCUCAAUAACAUCCAGAGUAAUAGUCAUGCUGAUGUUAAGUAGACUUUACAAUAAGUCCAAGUUAAGUCAGACAGUUUUCCGAAGAAUAGUGUACUGCGGAGGAAAUCUUGUAACAGCUUUUGUAUUUCUUGCAAUAACAUUCCUUACCUGCGAAGAACGAAUGGUGAUAGUAUUUUUGAUCUUUGUUGUGGGAGCUUCAAUAGACGUUUCGUUUACUGGAGCAUAUUGGGUUAGUUGUAUCGAUAUGGCUCCAGCUUUUGCUGGACUAUUGACUGGUGUAUCGAAUUCAGCAGCAACUUUGAGUGGAAUUUUAGCUCCACUUGCUAUAUCGGGGAUUGUAACAGAGGGCAAUAAAGGUGAAUGGAAUUAUUUGUAUUAUUCAAUGGCAGCUUCCUAUGUUUUAAGUAUGCUGGUGUAUGGAAAUUUCGGAAGUUCGGAAAGACAGAAAUGGGGUGAUUUUAUAAGUAAACCAACGAAAAUUGAUGGGGAAACUCAAGCUGUGAAGACUAAAUACUAAAUUAGUACUUUUGUUGGUUGAAAGAAUGCUGAAUUGUUUUGAAUAAUGUUAAAAAAAAGAAUGGAUUGUUAAAAAAAAGACCAAAUAUGAUUACUGCUUUGACUGCAAACAUACUUUAA